Molecule: messenger RNA, 1416 nt
Organism: Anopheles gambiae (African malaria mosquito)
Lineage: Eukaryota; Metazoa; Arthropoda; Insecta; Diptera; Culicidae
Exons: 2
Coding region: 1-1338 (445 amino acids)
Source: RefSeq, a predicted model, not a curated record
AUGACCGAAAUUGCGAGCCUAAGACAACGGUUGAAUUCUUUAUUCACGAAGCUGAAACGAAAUGAGGUUUUCAUAGCGAACUUCCAGCCUGAACAACACAAGCAUCUCGUGCCUGUCAGGCUCCAAACGAUUGAAGGUAUGGAAAAGGAGUUUGAAACGGCUCAUACGCAAUUGUGUUUGUUAGCGCCCAGUGAAGCUGAGAAGCUAGAAGAAGAGGAGUUGAUGGAUAAUUUUGAGGAAAGGUUCAUAGCUAUGAAAAGCGCCAUGCUAUCGCACAUGCCUACUCAAACAGCUCAAGCCGUUAGCUCUGAGCUUGGCUCAAGCCACGCUCAAAACCCAAGCCACUCUCCCAUUCAAAACCACGUUAAAUUACCAGCCAUCUCUUUGCCCGAAUUUAACGGUGAUAUAAUGCACUGGAUGGCAUUUCAUGAUACCUUUGAAGCAUUAGUUCAUAACAAUGCAAGCGUUUUGGAUAUUCAAAAAUUCCAUUAUUUGAGAGCUUCAUUAACUGGUGAGGCCGCUAGAUUGAUAGAGUCGAUCCCAUUGUGCGCAUCGAAUUACUCCAUCGCAUGGCAGGAGCUCAAGGAGCGAUUCUCAAAUGAAUACCUUCUGCAAAAGAUGCACUUUAAGCAAAUGUUCGGCAUCCCACAAUUACGAAAAGAAUCGUCAGCUGACUUGCAUAGAUUGGUAGAUGAAUUUAAUCGGCAUGUAAAAAUGAUUCAAAAGCUAGGAGAGCCAACCGACCAAUGGAGCUCAAUGUUAGAAUAUGUUUUGUGCUCCAAACUACCAGCGGAAACUCUUACACAUUGGGAAGACAAGGCAGCUAGCAUGAAAAAGCCAACAUAUGAGGCGUUAAUAGAAUUUCUGCAGAGAAGAAUGAAAACAUUAGACUCUGUUUAUAUGAGUAAAUCUGCGGAUGUAAGCUCUACAUCGGUGCCUGCCGUAAGGCCUUCUUCGCAUCUUUCGUACUAUUCGUACACCGCAAAUAAUACCAAACGAUGUCCUUGCUGUCGACUAGAUCACUUAUUAUGGUACUGUAACCAAUUUAUGCGACUUCCGCAAUCUGAGCGCCUUCAGAUAGUGCGAGCGAAGGGUCUCUGCAUUAAUUGUUUAAGAGUCGACCACAGCAUGAAAGAUUGUCCUUCGACCAAUCGGUGCAAACAUUGCAACCAGCAACAUCAUUCUUUAUUGCACUCUUUUGAUUUUGUACGCCGGCAGCACACCCACGACCGAACACUACAUACUAGCCCUCAGGUAGCUCCUAGCGCUUCAUUUAACAGCACAGCAGCAUUGGAAAACGAAAACCGAGCAGCGGACCAACGAGAGAUUGGACAUUGACGUUAAAGGUGCUGGUUGUGCUACGACGAGGGUGCGGGAGUCCGUGUAUGCUGAAAUUCGAUCUCGCACCAGCCAAUU